AUGGACGUUGACAUGCACGCGCACCGCCACCGGGGCAAGCGCUCCUCCUCCGCCGCUGCCGCCGCCGGCUCCCCGACCGCCAUGCAGUACCGCGGGGUGCGGCGCCGGCCGUGGGGCAGGUUCGCGGCCGAGAUCCGCGACCCCAUGUCCAAGGCGCGGCGCUGGCUGGGCACGUACGACACCGCCGAGCAGGCCGCGUGCGCCUACGACGUCGCCGCGCGCUUCAUGCGCGGCCCCAAGGCGCGCACCAACUUCCCCGUCACCCCCGCCGAGACCUUGCCGUCCGCGCCGGGCUACUGGCCGUGGGGUCAGCCGACGGCGCGUGCGCCGCAGGCGCCGCAUCUCAACACCUUCAUCCUCCACAACCUCAUGAGCUCCUCCCCGCACGGCUGCGUCCUGCUCCACCACGCCGGCCACGGCCACGUCCACGCCCGACCGGACCCCUCUUCCCCGACGGCCCCCAAUCCACCACCGCCGCCUCCUCCAGCCGCGCCGACCUCCCCUACCGUCACCGUGGCGUCGCUUCCUCCGGGAGCAGACGACGGCGACUGGGACUGGGCCGGCGUCCUGCAGGGGCGAGACCCGCCGGAGACGGGGCUGCUGGAGGACGUGGUGCACGGGUUCCACGCGAGCAGGCGGCACCGCGACCAGGUCUGCAUCGCCGAGCCCGCGUUGGAUUGGACGCCGCGGCAGGAGGCGUUCGGCGGCCUGUCCGAGGACAGCUACGAGGGCGACUUCCCAAUGGUGUCGCAGGGGCUCCUGGAGGACGUCAUCCAGUACCCGGCGUUCAUGCAUGUCGUGGCAGCGCCGUCCACCAUGGGCGGCAGCCGCUGGCCCUGA
Molecule: messenger RNA, 840 nt
Organism: Lolium rigidum
Lineage: Eukaryota; Viridiplantae; Streptophyta; Magnoliopsida; Poales; Poaceae
Product: ethylene-responsive transcription factor 12-like
Exons: 1
Coding region: 1-840 (279 amino acids)
Biological process (GO): regulation of DNA-templated transcription
Molecular function (GO): DNA-binding transcription factor activity; DNA binding
Source: RefSeq, a predicted model, not a curated record